GCCUACGAGAAGCACCUCAACAGGUACCGCAGCUUCGAUGGAGACGACCUGGGCAAGAGACAGGGCCGCUUCGAGAAGGCCAACUACAAGCAGAAGCCGCGCAGGCCCAUGCCCUGCACCGCGGCACAUGAGCAGCAGCAGUGGGCCGAGGCCGCCGGGUGGCUUGCGCGGCGGCUGCGCCAGCUGAGGUCACUGGCCAACGCGUGGCAGCAGCGGCGAGAUGCAGGCACGUUUCGGCGAGCUCAGCACAUUGCUGAUGGGCUACUCAGCCACGACAUCGUCACGCCGCUGCUCGCAGAGCGGGCACCUGGGCAGACGACCGAGGCAGGCAACGACACGGACGAGGAGGACGGGCUGCUGGAGCCAGAGGGCGCCCCUCGGGAGGAGGCGGAACGGGUACAGGACAGCCUCGCGGUCAGAGCGCCUCCCACCGAGGGCCAGCAGGACCCCAAUACGUGGAAUACGAUUCGAUGGCCGCUCAUCGCACGUACGCUGCGAGACUGGCGAGUCACCGACAUCGACGACCGCGCCCAGAACUACCUGGGCUUCAUAGCCACGCUGCUGGACAUCGCCAGCAGGAAGUACUGGAAGAUGGUGCACCGAGCGGCCGCGGCGCAGUGGCGGCAGCGGGUCACCACGCACGGAGAGCGAGGAGCAGGAGCACUGCACAAGUGGACCAAGGCACCAGCGCCUUGGCAGCCGCAGGCAGCGCCAGCGGGGGCCGACAGCGACCAGGUGCACGAGCUCACGCACCCCCAGAAGGCCGCCGACGCCGCGCUGAAGGGGCGGGAGAGCACCUGGCACGACCCGCUCCGGGCAGAGUCCAAGCCGCCGCCCAUCACCCCGCAGCAGGUGAUCGAGGCUUGCGGCCGCUUCAGGACCAAGACGGGGCUGGGGGAAUCGGGAUGGCACCCGAGACUCUGGCGCGAAGGGGACACCCAUGGAGCGGCGAGGGUGGCCAGCACCCUCAACGCCCUGGAGGCGGGCUCGCCCUGGCCGCAGGCGCAGGACACCAUCCUGUUCUACCUGCUGGCAAAAGCUUCGGGCGGGUACCGCAACCUCGGGCUGAUUCCUGAGCUGGCCAGGCUGUGGGAGACGAUCCGCAUGCCGUACGCCAGGAGAUGGGAGCACUGCCACCGCAGGAGCUACGACUGGGCUGCGAGAGGGAAGUCCAGUGAGAGGGCCGCCUGGGAGCAGGCCUUGUUCUGCGAGGCCACGGUGGCCCAAGGGAUGGAGUACGCUGUCACGUACUUCGACCUGGUCAAGUGCUUCGAGUACGUCACGCACGAGAAGGUGUGGCAAGCAGGCACGAGAUCAGGAUUCAACACGGUGAUCCUGGAGAUGGUGCUGCGCAUCUACUCGAUGACGCGGCGCGUCGUACUGGACAACGCAUACACGGAGGGGUCGAGAUGGGCGCGCGGCAUCGUCGCAGGCAGCCGCCUAGCACCCCUCUGCCUCAAGAUGGUCAUCUUCGGGGAGCUGGACGGGGUUAUCGCCAACUUCCCGUGGGCCUCGGUCUGCCUCUUUUUCGACGACCUGGCGGUCGCCACGCGGGGCGCGAGGCUGUUCGUGCAGCACUGGCACACCCAGCUGGUGCAGGAGCUCGUGGACAUGUUCGGGAGGCUGGACAUGAAGGUAUCCAAAGGUGCGGGGGGCAAGACGGUCACCAUGGCCCCGACCACCGCGCUGCAGGACGGCCUCGCCAGGAGAGUGAACCCGCUCGGCAUCAAGAUGGCGCGACACGCCGACCACCUCGGCGCCACCAACCGCAUCGCCCGCAUACGCCGAGCAGGGGGACCUGCGCAGGCAAUCAUCAGACAGGGGAAGGUGCCGUCGGCGAUGUACGGGGUGCAGGUCAUGGGCAUGCCCAACUCCACCCUCACCACCCUGCGGCACAGCGUGGGCGCCGACCCCGCCACCCGCGCCAACACGGAGCCGCUGCUAAACUGGGCCAUGGCAUGGCACGAGGUAGCCAACCAGGACGGCCUCCAGGAGCAGCUCCAGACCACGGUGCAGAGGCUGGGCUGGAGGUCGCUCGCGGCCCACAGCAUCACCAUCGGCGACGAGCACCUAGACCUCAGGACGCUGCCUCUCAGGCACCUGAGGCAACUCAUCAGCACGGCCACCGAGGAUGGCCUCAAGAGCGACUGGCUGCGCAUCCACGGCGAGAAGCACGGCCUGGACAGCCUCUUCGUGGAGCCCGUCGCCGCGCUGCUCAGGAGGCCGCUGAGCAAGAAGUGGACGCUGGAGCACCAGACACGGGUGCGCAGCUUGUGGUGUGGCGGUACCUGGCCACAGCGGAGGCUCUUCGACAAGGGCGCAGCAGAGGACAGUACGUGCAAGGCCUACCACGAGCAUGAAGGAACGGACCGCCACAGGACGUUCGUGUGCUCGGCCAGGCAGAGUCACCUGCACGGGGACAUCUACACGGAUGGCAGCCUGCUGUACGGGGCAUACCCAGCGCUGAGAAGAGGCGGCUGGGCAGUCGUGAAGCUCGACAGCGAGAACACGAUGGAGUUUGCAUUGUUCGGGCCACUGGAGGGAUCGCAGCACGACCAGUCGAUCUACAAGAGCGAGCUGAUGGCGGUCCUCCAGGCCCUGAGGAGAGCGGUCCCUCCAGUGCGGGUCUUCAGCGACUGCCAGUCAGUGAUCGACGGCUUCGCCAGAGGCCCUGAGUGGGCCGCCAGAGCCGACACGACCCACCAAGAGGUCUAG
Prorocentrum cordatum is the source of this 2715-nucleotide messenger RNA. Lineage: Eukaryota; Dinophyceae; Prorocentrales; Prorocentraceae. The record is from the annotation of a GenBank genome assembly.